Molecule: messenger RNA, 1232 nt
Organism: Varanus komodoensis (Komodo dragon)
Lineage: Eukaryota; Metazoa; Chordata; Lepidosauria; Squamata; Varanidae
Gene: TCTA
Product: T cell leukemia translocation altered
Exons: 3
Coding region: 72-428 (118 amino acids)
Source: RefSeq, a predicted model, not a curated record
AGCGCGUCUCCUUGGCAGCGCCAUUGCGCGGACGCCGGCGAGGGAGGGACGGAGGGAGGGAGCGAGGACGGAUGGCGGCGGCGGCGGCCGAGGAAGCUGUGGCGGCGGCGGCGGCGACCGCGACCGGUUCUGGGGAAUGGGAGGCCCCUACGCGACUGCUGCGGACUCUCACUUGGCUCGGGCAGGAGUUCAGGUCGGACUGGGAGGCCCAGGACUUGCGGGCCGCUCUCUUCCAGCUGCUUUUGCUCUGGCUGCUAGUGAGCCUGCUGGGCAUCCAGGUGGCCUGGCGGGUCUACGGAAGCACCGUCACCGGCCUCUACUACCGGCAAGGCCCUGGAGGACAGAAUGGAGGGACACCAGAUGGAUCCUCCCACUUUUCAGUGUGGGAGAGCUCAAGCGAUGAGACCAUGAAAACUCAUCGGGAAUGAUGACAGAGGUGACCAAAACCAGGCCAUUGUUGUUCCAGGCUCCUCUGGGAGCAUAGUGGAUGCUGAUGCCUGCCUGCCUGCCACCCACCCAGAGGCCUUGCUCUUUCAGUACUGAAGACAUUGUGGCCAUAGUCACCCUUUUUCCUAUCCUGUGGCCUGGCUGAAAGCAAAUACUGGUGCUGUGAGGACUGCUGCUCUUCAUCCACUCACUGGGCACUAAGUCUCAGGAUUGCUCUACUCAGGUUGGGGAAGAAGCUGCCAUUUCCCUCCACCCCCUUCUGAAGCUUCCUCUCACUGUACCCCGGAUUCUUUUGUGGACUGGCUUGGAGCCUUCCUCUUUUCCAUCUCAGAGCCCCUUGUUGGAGUGGACCCUUGUCUUUCUGCAGUGGGGCUCAAAUUCCCUUUGCCUUGCAGCAGGCUCAACUCAGAAGGGAAGCAGACCAUGAUGGGUGGAAAAAUUAUUUCUCCAGUGUGGCUUAAACUGUCCUUUGCUAACAUCUGUCUUGGGAUUGGAAAGCUGUGGAGGCAUAGUCCAACUUAUUCAAACCUUUCAUGGUUGCCUACCCAAUCAACCUUUGUAAUCUGUACCAGUAACUACCUUUGACCUCACCAGUUUUAUAAAACAGUUCUGUGUCCAAGCCAUACUUCAUGGCACUCAUGCUUUAGAGGGGUACAGUGAAGUGGUCUUUGCAGUGGUGCAAUGCCAGAGGUGCACACGCCUCUUUUCCUGCCAGAUGUUGCUUUCUGUCCCCUGGCUUGUUGUGUGUAAUGGAUGGAUUAUAAAGAAGUGAUGGAAAAAGCAAA